GGAGGCUCCCGUCGUCACUGACUGUAGCACCCGGUCAGGGCGUGUGUUGCUAGCUGUGCUCUUCCAGCCAGGCGGGGGCCAAGCGGUCGUCUUUUCAUUAUUCGCCUGACUAAUGUUUAAUCGAUAGGAGAUAUGGAUUUCGACGCUUUAUUCAACGAAAAGACGUUUCAGUUCUCGGACUUCCAGGAGUUCACGUUUCUUCCUGGACACCAGAAGUUGACUGAAAGAGUGAGAAAGCGAUUAUAUUAUGGCCUGGACAAAGACGUUUCUUUAGAUGCCCUCUCUUGCCCUGUUACAGAUAUCGCCGUCGAAAUCUUCCAGAAGUCUGCCCCAAGCCCAAUACGAAAGCUCCAGAAGAAGUAUGCAGCUCAUGUUGCCAGGGAGGCUUGCAUCUCUCCAUGUGCCAUGAUGCUGGCUCUAGUUUACAUAGAACGGCUCCGACAUAGAAACCCUGAAUACCUACAAAAGAUCUCCUCCUCUGACCUCUUCCUGAUCUCUAUGAUGGUUGCCAGCAAGUACCUGUAUGACGAAGGAGAGGAAGAAGAAGUUUUCAACGAUGAGUGGGGAGCAGCUGGGAAGCUGGACGUGCAAACUGUCAAUAACCUGGAGAUGAACUUCUUGAAUGCCAUUGAAUGGAGCCUUUUCACAGAUCCAAAUGACUUCUUUGAUAUACUGAGUCAUCUAGAAACCAGCAUUGCAGAGCGGCAGGGGAUGAAACGUGGCUGGUUCACCUACACUGACCUCUGUGUACUGCUGGAGCAAUCAGCAUGGAGUCAGGCCCUCACAGCUAUCUACCAGCACUUUACUAAGGUAUCCUGUAUGCUCGGCUUGGUCUAUCUGACCAGUGUGGCUGGCCUUAUUGCCACCAGCGCUGUCCUGCACCAGCUCAGUCUCUCCAGGAGCGGCCAGUCCCCAUUUGCACCCACAGCAGAGACCAGCCCGGCCCACCUUCAGACCUCCAACCUAAACCCAGAAGCUCCUGCGGCAGUCCAGCGCCCCCCCUGCUGUGUUCAAGCCAACAAGAGCCUGAACCGUCAGACCAAUGCACUUGGAAUAGGUCACAAACAAGCUCCCCCAUCGGCUUCCUCACAGACAUCAGUAUUGUGUCUUUGGGGCUCCCUCCUUGCCUCAAUGGGUCACAUACAUCCUGAAACCAAGUCUGAAAUGGAAGUUUCCCAUACCUGGUCUACGGCCUCCUUCUUCUGUCCUGGCUGUCUUGCAACCCUCCCUCCUCUUCAGUGUGGGCUUAAAAACACCUCGGCACUCUUCACUCACGGUUCCCCUGACAACCAUCAGCGUCAGGCACUGUGGCUGGCCUCCAGCCUCCUCGGAGCCACAGAGCCAAGUCUGAACUCUCGCCUGGGGGUGUUUCCCCCUGUACAGCUGGGACCCUGCCACCCAGAGUCUAUGAAAGCCCAAGCUCUGCUCAUGCCCGGCUAGAGACCUGCAAACACCACUGCUGUCAACCUGUUAAAUAGACUCUGGAAAUUGAACCAGCAUCAUUUUCAUGGCUCAUCAACUGCUUGAAGUCAUGUUUUGUUUACUUUUCCAGAUCUAGAAAUACAGGUGUGAAGAUGAGGAAUUAGGCACAUGUCAGACAGAGUGAGAGUUUGAUAACACAGCACAGGGUGAAAGUUCACUAAUGCACUUAUAGUUCACAACUGCAGAAUAAAUUUGCCAUAAGUGAAAUGCCAUAGUUUUUGGUUAACGCGCUGCAGACAAGGAAUUUGAGGAUAAUUUAAUAUUUUUCUUGGCUUCAACCAAAUUGUUUUACUACCCACAUUUUUCAUUGUUUGUGUUUUGAGCUGAUGAAAGUGUGCGGAGGUUAUACAGCGUAUCUGAAAGGUGAAAGUUUCAAAGUAAGUUGUUUUUUUGUUUUUUUUUCCUCUUUGAUGGGACGUUGUGAAAAGAAGGGACUAAGUCAGUUUACUUUGUAUACUAAAUUUUGGUUUAUCCAUAUUUGCUUACUGUUACCAUAUCUUUGCCGUGUGUGUGUAUACAGAUUUACACCAGACUUUGGUCAUACACAUGCUGCAAGCACUGAUUUUGUACACAAGAUUUUUGUACACCAGUUACUUGUUGAACAAAUUGUCUUCUGUCAUUGUCAACUUUCACCUGUAAUUCAGGAGAAAGCAUCAAAGAAAAGAAACAGGCUGUUCUUACACACUUUGUCUUCAUACCUCAGUGGUACUGUCAUUGCUCACACAGUGAUCAUUAACAUCAUCUCCUCUUAUUCUGCUCAUUUACUGCUUUUUUUUUUCCAUCUCUUUUCUUUCAUUAGUAAUAUUAUUCACCAACUUUUAUGUGGCAGCAGGAUGUCACACAACCAUAAAGCUACUUUCUAUAACAGUAACAGGGUAAUGUUCAGCCAAAUUUAAGAGAUUAAAGAAGAAGUUUCUCCUUCUCCAAGGGAAAGAAGUGUAUAAAAAAAAAAAAAAAAAAAAAAGGUGGGCUCCUGGGGUUUUUACUCAGUUUCUAGUUGGUUUCUGGUUGGUGUUUUUGAAGUGAACAUUUUAAUACAACAUGUAACAUGCUGAAGGAUAACUGCAGGUUGUUUGUUUUUUUUGUCUGGAAUUUGCACAUCUGGUUCCAGUUAAAUGGCAACUCUCAUCCACUCCACAUCGUGAAGCUCCUCUUUUAAAACAUCAGAGAAAAAUGUAAAGACUAGAUUAUUUUUAUGUACACAGUUACACAUGGUCCCCCAGGACGUUUACUUUGUAAUUGAACCUUUGACGAAUUGCUCUUAGCAUUUCAAUUUGAUACACUUUGAAGCACCAAGUCCUUUAAUUUUGUAAAUGCUGUAAAAUGCAAAUAUUGUAAAAAAGAAAAAAAAUCUGAAGAAAAAAACAAUGGCUAAUAAAGAUUGCAUUUCUUUGUGGCA
Seriola aureovittata is the source of this 2881-nucleotide messenger RNA. It is a transcript of the gene cnppd1, whose product is annotated as cyclin Pas1/PHO80 domain containing 1. Lineage: Eukaryota; Metazoa; Chordata; Actinopteri; Carangiformes; Carangidae. The record is from RefSeq and is a predicted model, not a curated record. Bases 133 to 1440 code for a protein of 435 amino acids. Gene Ontology annotation, molecular function: protein kinase binding; cyclin-dependent protein serine/threonine kinase regulator activity. The transcript has 8 exons. Gene Ontology annotation, biological process: regulation of cyclin-dependent protein serine/threonine kinase activity. Gene Ontology annotation, cellular component: nucleus; cyclin-dependent protein kinase holoenzyme complex.